This is a messenger RNA of Acytostelium subglobosum LB1, 1944 nucleotides long. RefSeq lists its product as hypothetical. The transcript has 2 exons. NCBI's taxonomy places the organism in Eukaryota, Evosea, Eumycetozoa, Acytosteliales, Acytosteliaceae. Gene Ontology annotation, molecular function: snoRNA binding. Bases 1 to 1944 code for a protein of 647 amino acids. The record is from RefSeq and is a predicted model, not a curated record. Gene Ontology annotation, cellular component: box C/D methylation guide snoRNP complex; small-subunit processome.
AUGUUAGUUCUUUUCGAGACACCUGCUGGAUAUGCACUGUUCAAGGUGUUGGAUGAGGGCAAGAUCAAAUCCAGUCCAUCAACCAUCCAUCAACACUUCACCACACCAGAGAAGGCUUCAAAGAUUGUAUCUUUGAAGAAGUUCUACAAGUUUGAUGGUACUUUGGACGCUUUGGAGUCAUGCACAGCGUUGGCUGAGAACACUGUGCCAGAGUCAUUGUCAAACUUCUUGACAAAGAACAUUAUCAAGGAGAAGUUGACUGAUAUGUUGGCUGUCUGCGACACCAAGUUUGGAAAUGCCAUCAAGGAGGCCGGACUCAACAUCAAGAUCAUCUGCGACGACACCACACAGGAGCUCAUCAGAGGCAUUCGCAGUCAGAUCAACUCGCUCGUCACUGGUCUGUCCGAGUCGGACCUCAACGCCAUGUCCAUCGGUCUGUCUCACUCCUACUCCAGAUACAAGCUCAAGUUCUCGCCAGACAAGGUCGACACUAUGAUCGUGCACGCCAUCUCGCUGCUGGACGAGCUAAACACUGAGCUCAACAUCUACGGAAUGAGAGCGCGUGAAUGGUACGGAUGGCAUUUCCCCGAGCUCGGAAAAAUCAUCGGCGAGCACAGCCAGUACUGCAAGGCCAUCAAGUUGAUGGGCGAUCGUAAGAACGCCGCCAAGCACGACUUUGAGGACAUCUUGCCAGAGGAGAUUGCCAGCGAGGUCAAGGAGGCCGCUCAAAUCUCUAUGGGUACAGACAUCAGUGAGGAGGAUCUCGACCACAUCUUCUCGCUCUGUGACCAAUACAUCUCGUUCGACGAGUACCGCCAACAACUCUCAGAGUACCUCAAGAACAGAAUGAACGCCAUUGCACCCAACCUGACCAUCCUGGUCGGCGAGGUCGUCGGCGCUCGCCUCAUCUGCAAGGCCGGUUCUUUGAUGAACUUGGCCAAGUACCCCGCCUCCACCAUUCAGAUCCUUGGUGCCGAGAAGGCCCUCUUCCGUGCCAUCAAGACCAAGAACAACACACCAAAGUACGGUCUCAUCUACAACGCCAAGCUCGUCGGUGACGCUUCCCUCAAGAACAAGGGUAAGAUGUCCAGAGUGCUGGCCGCCAAGGCUGCCCUGUCCAUCCGUUUCGACGCCCUGUGCGAGGCUUCAGACACAAGCUACGGUAUCACAUACAAGUCCAAGGUCGAGCAGAGAGCCAUCGACAUUGAGAACGGCGUCGUCCGCAGAACCAACAACAACAAGAAGAAGCCAGCCAACCAGACCAAGUACGACCACACCAAGGGAUCAAACUCACUGCAGACCAGAACUCCAGAGACCAAGGUCAAGAAGGAGUCCAACAUCAAGCAGGAGAAGAAGGAUUCGUCCGACGAGGACACUGAGAUGAGCGAAGUCGCCGAGACAAAGAUGGAGGUUGAGAAGACCAACAACAAGAAGAAGCCAGUUAAGAAGGAGUCGUCCGACGAGUCGUCGAGCGAGUCAUCGUCCUCCGAGGAGGAGGUCAAGAAGCCAGCCAAGAAGGAGGAGAAGAAGGUUGAGAAGAAGGAAGACAAGAAGAAGCCAGCCAAGAAGGAGUCAUCAGACGAGUCCUCCUCAGAGGAGGAGGUUAAGAAGCCAGCCAAGAAGGAGGACAAGAAAUCAAAGAAGGAGGACAAGAAGGAGGAUAAGAAGGCUGACAAGAAGAAGGCUGAGGUCGAGGAAAAGACCGAAAAGAAGUCAUCAAAGAAGUCUGAGGAGAAGGAAAGCAAGUCAGAGAAGAAGGCUGACAAGAAGGAGGACAAAAAGGAGGAUAAGAAGUCAUCAAAGAAGUCUGAGGUCGAGGAAAAGACCGAGAAGAAGUCAUCAAAGAAGUCAGAGGUAGGGGAGAAGAAGCCAGCCAAGAAGGACGACAAGAAAAGAGCCAGAGAGGACUCAUCAGAGGAGAAGGUCGUCAAGAAGAAGAAAUAA